Messenger RNA from Siniperca chuatsi (mandarin fish), 5080 nucleotides. RefSeq names its product ring finger protein 111 (gene rnf111). Gene Ontology annotation, biological process: ubiquitin-dependent protein catabolic process; positive regulation of transforming growth factor beta receptor signaling pathway; positive regulation of DNA-templated transcription. NCBI's taxonomy places the organism in Eukaryota, Metazoa, Chordata, Actinopteri, Centrarchiformes, Sinipercidae. The record is from RefSeq and is a predicted model, not a curated record. Gene Ontology annotation, molecular function: SMAD binding; SUMO polymer binding; ubiquitin protein ligase activity. Gene Ontology annotation, cellular component: cytoplasm; nucleus.
UAGCCAGCGAACAGACGACCUGCUGGGUAAACAAGAGUGAAUGCCUCGAAAGGCAGGAAUGGCAACUUCGUCGAGGGCUAAUAGUGAGACAUUUCUAUCUUGUCAAAUAGAAACAUAAUAGAGAGGUCGUACUACAUUUUAAGAUUCGAUAGGAUUCCUUUACGAGUCAAAAUGGCUGAGUAUAAUCGGGUAUUUGAUGAGUGAAGUGGAACUAGCCUUUAUGUUAGCUUAGCUCGUAGCAGUCCAGGGCCCAUUGCCUUCGAUUUUGCUUCUCGGAUCAGCUCGGGACUGUGUUGUCAGUUUCACAAUCCCAGCCACUAACGUCCUCGGAUCGCGAUUUCUAUGUAGGCCUGCGUAGUUGCAUUUAGGGUUAACAUUUAGAUAACUGCCCGUUUUCAACGCUUGUCAUUAUUCCCCACAGGAUUUAACCUCACAUGUUACAAAAAGGACGGUGACACAUUUUGAAAAAAGGACUUAGACCCAGGUUUUGUGAGAUGCAGUGGGUGGACGCCUAGGAACUGAUGCAAGUGCACUUGGUGUUUGCCUUUUGAGGACAGACCUGCCACCAUGAAGAGUGAGGUGCCAUCUGAGGCCAGCAGACAGGAGCAUCUGAAGGAGCCACUGGUGAACCCAGAGCCCAUGGAGGCAGCCAAGAGCUUCCCUAACAACAUGGAGGUGAUUGGCAAGGCAGGCAGCGAAUUUGAAACCCUGUGUGAGUCCAGGCAUCUGCCCAUGAGGGACACGGGAACGCACAGAGACUCAGAACGGAGCCUCCCUGGGCGCAGAAAAAGAAAAGGCCAACAGGCAGGGCCAUCAGACUGCUCGCUGAAGGAGGGCCACAUCAGUGAGAGUUCACUGGCCCCUCAGCGUCCCAGGGUAGAACUUUUACAGCACCCCAGUGAGGAUGAGCAUAAUCAUGAGUCCUCUUUUAGUGACUGUGCUUCCUCCCCUUCCUCUAGCCUGCGAUUCGGGGACUCGGACACUCUCAGCUCAGAGGAUGAGGGGGAAGCUGGAGCAACAGGGGGCCAACACAAGGCUCCUAACCUGACAACAGGAGGAGCCACUGGAGUUGGCCUGCGGCCUGUUCUUGGUCGAACUCGGGGGAAUCGCUCUCAUAAGUGGGUGCGGUCUGAGGCUGAGCCAGUGCUGCUGAAGCGGCCAUGUCUGAGCAGCCGACGGCCUCUGCAUAGGAAGCGCUUUGUGAAAACAGCUCCCGGGGGGGGUCAGCGGACUCAGAAGCAAAAGGAGCGACUACUACUGCGGAGGAAGAAACGUGAAGUUAUUGCACGUAGGAAGUACGCUCUACUCCAUAGCACCAGUAGUUCCAGCGAGGAGCUGAGUAGUGACUCGUCCUCCCCCUCUUCUACCGAAGCUGAAGAUGAGCUGUAUGUAGAUGUCAGCAGCACCAGCAGCCAGCCCAACAGUACAACUGUUGCCACAGGUGCUCUGGAUGAGGAUGUGGUGGUGAUUGAGGCAACUCCAGCUCCAGCUCCUGCUGUCCCUGCAAGCGAGGAGAUCAACGUCACCUCAACAGAUAGUGAGGUGGAGAUCGUCACAGUCGGAGAUAGUUUCAGGUCACGCUCAGUGGGGGGUCUUGGCAGGAUUUGGGCUAGUAGUUGCUCCCAGAAUCGUCUCCAGGAGCCACGGGGACGUCACAGACUCUCCACCGUCAUCCAACCACUGCGUCAGAAUGCUGGGGAGGUGGUGGACCUCACUGUCGAUGAAGAUGAUCUCUCAGUUGUGCCAACGACCUCUGGCAGCAUUCACCCUCAAACAGUCAGGUCGUCCUCGUCAUCAUCUUCCCAUCAUGCCUCUACCUCAGAGCUCAAUUAUGUCCCAGGCCCUUCCACUAGCUGCCCAGGCUCAAUACCUGAAAGUAUGCACACACAGAGGCCAAGUGGCUCCACUCGCACAGCCACAGAGGAUGACAGCAGACCUGGUUUGUCAGGUACAGCAGGAGAAAACGCAGGCACGGCCAUGCCCAGACUGCCAUCCUGCUGUCAGCAGCACUCCCCGUGUGGAGGGCCCUCCCCGGGUCACCUAUCCCUGAGCCACUCCCAUUCAAGCUGCUUGCAGGCGUCGUCCUCUCAGCAGACUAGUGGCUCUCAGCACGGCCACAGUCAUGGCCACAGCAACGCUCACCACUUCAUCCACCAUGUCCAUCACCCAGCACCACAGCCCCCGGGCACCCUGCCCUUUCAAGAGCCGAACUGCCCUGUGGAGCGACCCAGUGCUCUGCCCGCACCCUGCGCUGUUGUCAGCAGCAGCAGCAACAUUAGUAGUAGCAGCAACACAGGCCUCUACCAUGACCAGCAAACUCUGCCAGUGGACCUGAGCAAUAGCAGCAUUCGGAGCGGUGGAAACAAUGGGGCUAGUUUCCAUGGCAGCACCUCGGCCUUUGACCCAUGCUGCCCAGGCUCCACCUCACGGCCUCCUGCUUACGUCUCCCAGGCUACCCCUGGGCCCAGCCAGCCAGCUGUGGUGGACUCAUUCAGCUCCUCCAUGGUGGCUCAGCCCCAGCCACAAACACAACCCCAGCCCUGCAGACAUUACAUGCACCCUUCCUAUGGCCCUCUAGCACGCUCACUGCAUCAUCAGCCCUCCUCCGCCUGUCCUCAUUCCCAUGGGAACCCCAUUACACCUCAGCCCCCUCCACAAGGUGAUUAUGUCAUUCCCCACACUGUCACCUUUCAUCCGCCACUGCCAUCCCACCCUUCAGGCCACGCUGUGCCCCCUGCCCCUCCCCCUCCUCUGUCUACCCACCACCUCUCUAGUUCAAGUGCCCCAUUGGCCCAGCAUCUGCCUACGGACCACCAGACCCUGCCACACCAUAUACCGGCACUGGGGGCCUCGGUGCAGAGGCUCCAUCAACACGAGAUGCUGCAGAGGAUGGAGGUGCAGAGGCGCAGGAUGAUGCAGCACCCCACACGAGCACAUGAGCGUCCACCUCCACACCCCCACAGAAUGCACCCUAACUACGGCCAUGGACACCACAUCCAUGUGCCACAAACUAUGUCUUCCCACCCUCGACAGCCUGAGCAGAGAACAGCAUGGGAGCUUGGCAUCGAGGCUGGAGUGACUGUGGCACCAUACCCUUCAGGGCACCUGCACUCCCACCUGCCCCAUUACCAUCCUCCCCCCAGACUGCACCACUUCCCCAUCCCCUUCAUGCACACUGGCAUAUCUGAAGUGACCUAUCCGCACAUUCGGUACAUCUCAUCUAGAAUGACUGGCUUUGGAAGAACCUAUGAGGACCUGCUGCAUUUAGAGGAAAGAUUGGGGACUGUGAACCGAGGAGCCUCUCAGGGAACUAUAGAGAGGUGCACUUACCCGCACAAGUACAAAAAGAAGGUGUUGGAGAGAGACAUUGACCAACAGUUAACCCCUGAAGCUUGGGCAUCUAUUGGGAAAAAUAUGCACGCAACCCCAGAAUCGAGAAAGCUGCAUGGUAAGCAAGACGAAGAUGAGGGGGCAGAUGAAGACACAGAAGAAAAAUGCACCAUCUGUCUGUCAAUACUGGAGGAGGGGGAGGACGUCAGACGCCUACCAUGUAUGCACCUCUUCCAUCAGCUGUGUGUCGAUCAGUGGCUCCUCACCAAUAAGAAGUGCCCCAUCUGCAGAGUGGACAUUGAGGCGCAGUUGUCUGCUGAGAGUUGAUGCUGUUUUUCUAACAACCCCCUUUGUUGAAAAUUUAUUUUUGAUCAUCAUUUUCUCCUCAGUACUGCAGUCAACCAAAGAUGGCAUGAAUUACCUGCGCAGCUCUACUAUGAGAAAAUAAAAAACACCUGACAAAAAAGCAUUGAGCCUAGAGUGCCAGCUAUCACAUAUUACUACAACAGCUAGAAUUCUCCAUUAAGGGUUUAAGAUUUUAUUGUAUUUAUAAAGCUUUUAUGUAGCUUUUGAUUGUUUCCUCAAGUGUCAUUUUUGUUUUGUUUCUCUGCAUGUUUCCUUGCAAUGCAUUUCUUUGCACAUAUAACGUGGGCUUAACACGGCCUAACAACUUGCAGGUGAAGAUAGCUGCUCUAGUAAACAUGCAUUUCUGUAAACCUAAUGCCUUGCUUUACUAGAAUAGAAUGUCAGCCUCCAGUUUAAAAAAAACAAAAAAACAAACAUUGCAGGAUUCAUUUUUACCAAUCAUUGUAUUGAUUAGUUUAUGUUUAGAAGAUGUGGAUUGUUAGUGAAAGAUGUUUUUUUUAAGUAAAUCCAGACAUUCCUAACUAGGGAAACAUGUUAACAGAUCAGCUGCUGUAUUAGUGCACACCCAGUAUUUCUAGAGUGGAAAUAAACUCCAAUGUUCACCUCACUCCCAGAAUAUGCACAUGCUUUGCUACGAUUACACCCCCCUCCAGCACCUUCAUUUGACUAAAAAACCGUUAUCACCACCAUCUGAUGUAUUUUAGAGAAUGAAAAAGAAUGUCACGUCCCUCUCUUGACUGUUCUUUCUAAACCGAACGAUUGUUGGGAUCUGCUUUGAAUCUUUUCUUCAUUUUGCCGGGGUUCCUCCCUGCAGACGGGCCUGUGAUGGUUAACUAGGUUUCUGUAAGAUGAUCUCAGGUCUACACGUGUGUAAGAAAUUUCACAUGAGCCUGCGACCUGGGAUCAUUUUGUCAAUUUGAUACCGGCAGUGGCGUUUGACUUUAAUUUCCUGUGUGUGUGUGUGUGUGUGUGUUUUCAGAGGGAAAUACACAGCUCAAUUUGGGAUAAAUAUUUACUGUUUGUUCUCACACUUCAAACCAUUUUAUCCACCCUCCCUUUUGUCUCUCUGUAGUUGAGCAGCAGCAUCCAUUUUGACUGCUGCGGAAAGAAAAAUACUGUUGACUAACUCACUCGCAUAGACUUGCACAAGAGAGAAAAAGGUUGGAGACAGUGAAUAUGACAGUGCACUGAGGCCAUGUAUUUCCACUCUGAUAAAUAUAAAAAAGAAAAAAAAAGAAAAAAAAGAAACUUUGAAUGGAGUGUUGAAAUGCAGUACUUAAAGCAGGUAUCCAUGCAUUCAUUGACUUAAAGGCACCAGGAUCAUAUUCUGUGGGAUUUAUAUUAGUUUUAAAAAAUAAUAUUAAUAAACUUGGAUAACUCUUAA